AAUAAUUGUGGCCAGGUGAUGACCACGGUUUUCUAACCAUGGAAACCUUUCCCCACUAACAACCGUGGCAUAAAAUUAACAUCUUAAAGCCCGCCCAAACUAAAAAUCAUUCCGCCAAAACUUUUGUAUACCCCCUCCUCCCGUGUUUUGAAUUUUGUCACUCAAAGAUUAAUUUUUCAUUAAAAAAACUGAAAAGUAAUAAGGAAAGAAAAAACCCCUAAAUCACAUCAAAUCCCUACCACCCUGUUCUGCCGCGCCGACCCGGCGUUCCUCUGCUUUCCCUGCGACUCCACCAUCCACGCCGCCAACAACCUUGCCUCCUGCCACCCGUGCGUCCCCCUCUGCUAGGUCUGCGGGCAAGCUCCGACCUCCGUCACCUGCAAGGCAGGCGCUUCUUCCCUCUGCAUCUCCUACGACCACGACAUCCACUCCGCCAACCCCCUCGCCCGCCUCCACGAACGCGUUCCCAUCGCCCCCUUGCUCUUUGGAUGCAGUCACAAACACAAGGGUCAUGGUGUACCUUUGCUUGGUGAUUUGGUUUUUAUGACUGAGUUGCUGAUUCUGGUUCAUGAUCCUUAUGCUGGGUGUUAAUUGAAUGAUAUCACCAUAGAUCAGAAGUAUAGACAUGAUAUUCCCCACCAUCAGGUCAAAUAGGUGAUAUAUUAACUUUGUGGGGCCAAAACUUGAGGUGCAAAAGGUUGCUGGUUAUGUUGCAUUCAUUCAAAGAUAUUGACUGGGCAAUAUAUAUGGACUGUAUCAAUUGUGGUGUGUUUACAUGGGCAACUACUUCUGUGGGACAUGUAAACUCCUUGAACAUCAUACUGAUUGGUUCUUAAGAAUUUAAUACAGAACUGGAGGCAGUGAAAAUUUCUUCCACUGCUACAAAUGUGGCUGUUGUCACUCAACUUUGCUGAAAGUCAGACACCUUUGUGUGGAAGGGGGCAAUGCAUCACAACUGUCCUAUUUGUUUUGAGGUCAAAUUUUACAAUGUUAUUUGUUUUGAGAUAACAUUGUACAUUGUUAAAUUAGUGCUAUUUCCCUUUCCACCAGUUUGAUAAUUGAUAGAGCUUUACACAAGGGCGUCCAAAUUGAUGCUUACAGUAUUUUUAGGCUGCUAGAGAUGGUGGCUAAAAUCAACAUGACAACAGUUUCUAAACCGUGGCUCAAUGAUAUAGGCCACGGUUACGAACGUGCGGUGUAAAUUUAACCGUGGCUUUAGAGUUUUGUGUAAACCGUGGCUAAAAUACCGAAAGCCACGGUUUACGAAGCGCGGUAUAAAAAAAACCGUGGUCUUACGUUUUUGAGUAAACUGUGGCUUGAAACUGACAAAACCGUGGCACUUGAGCUUGGCCACGGCCGCAUACACUACGACAGGAAAACCGCAGCUAAACCGUGGGGUAAGCUUUUAACCACGGUUUUUUCACAUGAGCCCACAGUUUUCUGUGCGCGGCAGAAGGCCGAAAAUGCUGUAGUGAAUUCUGGAAGCAUGCCGACUGCGACGACACUCAAGUGGUUUCUUACAUUGCUGGCAGAAGGAUCAUCAUCACAGAGAAGUCAAUUGUUGAUCUUCUGGGUGCACACACUGGCACAGGGUAUAGAUUCCAACUGACGGAAUCAAAGGUGAAACCCAGGACAAAGGACCAAACCAACCAAGCUCUCUACACAAACUAUAAGCCUGGAAAGAGUGACUACAAGGUAGUGGAUCUUCAUCCAAAGCUGAGGAUCUGGCACAAGAUUCUGCUUCACUGCAUCAAUCAAAGACCUAAGGGAAGCUCUUCGGACUACAUCAACUUUUGUCAAAAAGUGAUGCUGUUCUUCAUCCAGGAUCAUUAGAAGAUCUGCCUUCCCUUCUUCCUGUUCUCUUACCUCAAAGAAUGCAUCAAGAAGUCGAGAACAACUGCCUCUCUCAAGUCUGCCAUCAAGUACAUUCCAUUUGGAAGACUGCUAUCAGACCUCUUCAUUGAGAGCAAGUUGAUAGAAGAUAUGAUCACAGUAGGAUGCACAGAGGAUCUGUCAACCAUUGCUAGUGAUGUCUUCACAUCCACAUCCUUGAAGAAGAUGGGAUUGGUCAAGACCAAGGUUGCUCCUGUUCAUGAAGAUACUUCUGAUGAAGUCAGACAAAGAAGGGUGCCUCUGACUGAUUACCCUCUGUGGUCCCAAGCAGAUGAUCCGAUUGCAAUCUUGUGUUACAUUGAUGAUUUGAGGAAACAAGGGUAUGAGAUAGAUGUGGACGAGUUCUUCAGAACCCUGCCACCAGCUCCAGAGUUUGACUCUCCUCCCAAGAAGAAGACUCAGAGAAAAAUCGUCUUGGAGGAAUCCUUUGAAGAGUCUGAUGGUCAGCAGAAGAAGAAGAAGGCUGACAAGUCUAAGAGGAAGCACGAGGAACCUACCAAGCCAGAUGUUCCAUCUGAUGGUGAUGAUGAUGAUGCUCCUCCACCUAAGAAGAAAAAGAAGCAAGUCAGGAUUGUGGAGAAGCCAACCCGUGUGGAACCAGCUGCUGUAGUAAUCAGAAUGGAGACUUCUGCCAGAGUUACUCGGUCUGCAGUGCGAUCAUCAAGUAAGUAUGCUGUUAUUGAUUCUGAUGAUUAUUUAAAUUCACUUGAUGCACUCCCCAUCUCUGCACUCCUUAACCGCACUGCCACCCAACUCACUCAUAUUCCAGAGUCCCAACCAGCUGACCAAACCACUUCUCCACCCACUUCACCUAGGUCUUCAUUUUUCCAACCUUCUCAACAAGAAGCACCUCUAUGGAAUAUGCUUCAGACUCCAAGACCCUCUGAACCUACCUCACCAAUAACCAUUCAAUAUAACCCACAAACCUCUGAACCCAUUAUUCUUGAACAAUCUGAACCUGAACCCAGACCUUCUGAUCACUCUGUCCCCAGAGCAUCAGAACGUCCUGUUUGCAGAACAACUGAUACAGAUUCCACAACUCUCUGUCCCUCUGUAUCUUUUCCCAUAAAUGUUGCUGACUCCUCAUCCUCAAACAACUCUGAAUUUGUUCGCAAAUUUGUUGAAAUUGCGAAGGAAAAAGAGUCUGCCAUUCCUGAGUACUAUCAGACUGUACCUAGCCCUAGGAGAUACCCUGUACCUAGACCAGAUCGUCUAGUUGACCCAGAUCAUCCUAUACCUGUUGUCCCUCUGAAUGAAGCAGACCCUUUAGCUCAAUCUGAUCAACCAGAACCAGAGAACUCAGUAUCUAACCACUCUUCGGUUAGAUCACCACACCCUCAGGUUGAAACCUCUGAGCCAAACCUUGAGACCCACACUUCAAAUUUCCAAACCUUAGAUGUUGGUUCUCCUCAAGGUGCUUCUGAGGCCAAUAGCAGCAACCACCCCACUUCUCCUGAAACCAAUCUUUCCAUUGUUCCCUAUACCUACCUCAAGCCAAACUCCGUACUUGAGUGCAUCAGUGUGUUUAAUCAUGAAGCAUCACUUAUGAUUCGCAAUGUCCAAGGUCACACUGACCUAAGUGAGGAUCCUGACUCUGUUGCUGAGGAAUGGAAUCGUCUGAGUGAUUGGAUAGUUGCUCAAGUUCCUGUUAUGAUGAGUCAUCUCACCGCGGAAAAGGAUCAGAGGAUUGAGGCUACUAGGCAGCGUUUCAACAUAAGAGUGGUUCUGCAUGAACAACAGCUGAGAGGUAAGUUACUGGAAGCUGUUGAGGAAGCAAGAAGAAAGAAAGAACAAGCAGAAGAAGCUGCUCGUCAAGAGGCUGAAAGAAUUGCAAAUGCAAAGUUAGAAGCUGAAAGGAUAGAAGCUGAAGCUGAAGCUCUCAGAUGUCAAGCUCUUGCACCAGUGCCUUUCGCACAUGGUGAUUCUCAAUCCACUCAAGCUUCUCACCCUCCUCAGGAUGUUCCCUCUACUUCUACACAGCCAAGUCCUUCCAGACUUGACAUUUUGGAACAACGUCUCAACUCUCAUGAGACUCUCCUGAUCGAUAUGAAUCGAGCUCUUCAAGAACUUCUGCGUCGCACUACCAAGCCUUAGUGUUUAGGAUUUCUUUCGGUUUUCUUUCUUAAAUAUUUAACCUUUAGUUUAUUGUUUUUCUAAUUUUAAGAUAUUUGCUUUAUGUGUUAUACUUGUUUAAUUUCUUCAGUAUUUGUUCAUUUUGUGUUUCUUAUUGCAUCAUUUAUAACAUAUGUUUAUCAAACACCUCUUUAUUCAUAUGUCAAACAUUAAAAUACAUCAUACAUUUUCCCUAUAUCUAGAAUGGAGGAUACUUCCUCAUUCUUCUGCAUUCUUGGCGCUGCUCCACUCUUUCCUUCUCCAGACGCUCCAGUGUAUAUUCUAUGUUGCCGAGCUUGAUGCUCAGCUCAUCCUUCUCCAGACUAUCCUCUAUCGUCUUGAGUCUCCUUUCCACUGUUUCUUUCUCUUCCAACAGAUUCAGCUCCAGCUGGCACAGCUCCUGAAUCUCCUCCACGAAGCAGAGGAAUUCUUUCAGAUCUUUCUCCAACUCUUGACCAAGAUCCUCUUCUAGCAGUGUCUUCGUCAGCUCUUGCAUGGUUCUUAAACCAUCCGGGUGCCUAAUGUUGAGGAACAUAUCUUCCUCGAAAGUUUUCCUUCUGAGCUCUUCUAAUGCAAUCAUGUAUGAAGCCAUAUCUUUUUAUGGAAUUAAUCUUGUUGUGUAGUUUACUACGUUUCUACCCGCUUUAUAUAAGCAUUCCCCUCUCUCCGGAAGUUAUUGCUACUACAGUUUCUCAAGGAUAAAUCCUUGGUAACUGAAGCUUCUUUUUACUCCCGUGCCCGGUGGUAAACGUUCUACACAUGCAUUAAUUAUUUCUUUAAUUCGCUAAUCUCAGUAAUUAAUUCUCCAUCUUUUCGAACUUAGUUCUUCCUUCAGGGGGAGUACCUUGUACCUCAAGCUAAAUUUUUCACACCCCAAGCUUUUUGCUUAUGACAAAAAGGGGGAGUAUAACUCAAAGUUUUUGAUGUAUAUGCCGAUUAGUGUGAUUUAAUUAUUUGGAGAAUUUAAGAGUUCCACUGCUAUGACCAUAGAUAUGUCACUGGGCAAAUACAAGGAAUACACUUCAUUUCUUCUGAAGUGAUUUUAUUUGACUCUGAUACCCUGCUCGUGACUCUGAAUACUUAUGCGCUCUGAUUAUUUCAUCUCAUCUAUGUCAUGCGCUUUCACUCUGAACUCUUAUAUUUUUUAGCUCAGAAUCUAGACAUUACUAACGUUUUCAUUAAGUCUUAGAUUCAGAGGGAGCUAAGCUCAUAAUCAAGUUGUAACUUGGAUUCAGAAUGAGCAAAAUAAACCAUUCACAUCAGGAUAAGUCUAAUUCUCUUCUCUAUACUCUGAGUGAAUUCAGUUUAUUGUUUAAGAAUUGUUCAUCAAAAUACUUGGUUUUGUCAUCAUCAAAAAGGGGGAGAUUGUAAGAUCAAGUUUUGAUCGAGUAGUACAACUCUAUGUUUUGAUGAUUACAAGUUAACAUUUUAGUAUGAACAAUUUUGAUACUCUAACGUGUUUUUCUGAGUGUGUUCUUACAGGCUCUGACCUAUAUCCAAUCUCACACAAAUCAGAAGCAUUGUGUUUAAAGAGUGUCCAAAGAAACGCUUUCGCAAUCUCUAUGUUCAGUCUGAACAGUAGAAAAGCUUCAGAAGAUCUGAAGUCAAUCAAGCUCUGAUGUGGACUCAGUCACUUGAAGUUCUGAAGAUCCAGACGUUCUGACAACCCAGACACUCUGAAGGUUCAGAUGAUCUGAUGGUGUAGAGACUCUGAAGAUCCAGAAGCUGAAAAGUGGAGACUCUGAAGUCCAGAAGCAAGAUGGCUCUGAAAGACCAAGUACUUCGCUCUGAGUUCAGAAUCAGAAGAUACAAUGGUCAGAGGAUCCAUGCUUCCCUCUGACUCUGAUCAACGAGCUUCACAAGUUCCAACACGAAGCAUUACUCUGAUCAGAAGUCUACUAGGUUUAAGGUCAAGUCACUAUCCAAAGUACAAAAGCAAAUGUACUAUCCUGACGACCUACCUAACAUUCUCAGCCACAGCAGAAGCUGGAAUUUCCAGAACUGCCCUCCAACGGUAGCAUUCCCAUGCAGCGUUCAAACCCUAAUCCUUGGAGUAUAAAUAGAGGCUGAAGAUUUAAAGAUGCGGUUGGAAGAAUCUCACACGCGCAAGCUAUAUUCAAACCUUCUAAGCAAUUCUUUCAUCUCUGAAUUCAUUGUGUUUACUACAAGCUUUUUAGAAGCAAUCUCUUUGUAAACGUUUCUUAAUUAAACAGUUGUUUAGUUUACCUUUAGGAGAUCAAGGUUGAUCGGAUCCUAGAGAAGACUAAGAGAGUGAAUCUUAGUGUGAGCUAAGUCAGUGUAUUGUUAGUCACUUGUAGGUUUCAAGUGCAGUUGUAACAUUUACCUGAUUAGUGGAUUGCCUUCAUUCUAAGAAGGAAGAAAUCA
Lotus japonicus is the source of this 6390-nucleotide messenger RNA. RefSeq lists its product as uncharacterized. NCBI's taxonomy places the organism in Eukaryota, Viridiplantae, Streptophyta, Magnoliopsida, Fabales, Fabaceae. The record is from RefSeq and is a predicted model, not a curated record. Bases 1984 to 3987 code for a protein of 667 amino acids. The transcript has 8 exons.